CUUAUGUCUGUAAGCCCACAUUUGGAUUUUUGCACUUUGAUUCGAUCGUUUUAUACGCAUUGUUUAACUUUCCUCACAGACCUGAUUCGGAAAAUAUUGAUUUCCGUAUUCCAACCAAUGCUAUCCAGAGAAUAUGACGACGAGUUCUCUACCGACGCUUUUGAGCUUCUUCCGGACGACGUUUCAAGUGAAGAAACUAAGCUGAAGCUUCCCUCUACUAACGCAUUGUCCGACUGGGAUCGAUUUUCUUUCGCGUUACUUUUGGCACGUCAGCUAUCCGCAGAAGAUGUUCGCGUGACCGGUUUCACUUAUACUCAGUGGUGGAUGGAAACGUUCUGUUCCGUUACAAACACCACAAGCUCCAUACUCAAAUCUCGCGCUGAUGUAACAUUGUUAGCCAAGUGGCUGAUUGAUUUGCUCCCUUGGGAGAAUGAUCCACGAUCGCUUCAGAUCCAGCUGACGCAUAAACCCACUUGGCCAAUUCAUCCAACCGGCUCGAAGAAAGCUGGUAAUCCGAGCGCCGUACCAGUGAUGGACCGGCCCGAGGAUUCCUUUUUGCUGCUGGAUACCGAGGUGGCCAUGGCUGAACUGGAAUCGAUGGAUGCCCAGUCUCGAGACUGCUGUGUGCAGUGUUGGAAUGACUAUGUAGAAAUCGCUCGUGGACGGUUAGCUGAGUUACGUGAGCGAACUCCUGAUGUGCACUCGGUGGAUUCCCUCACUUCACUCGGGGUCACCGCAGCUGUUGCUACCGAUUGUUCAUCAACACCCGGUUGGUGCGAGGUUUGCGCAUGGAUUGAUGAAAUUCGUAAGCAGUUGCCAGUAAAUAAUCCAUCGGAAGCAUCAGUUGACGCAGUCACUUGUGCCGCGAUUUCCGAGCCAGUCACUCUGCGUAUACCACAAAGUUUCACGGAGGCAAAUUUAUUCCAACCUCGCAAACUUCGAACUGUACUCAUUCCUGCUCUCCUCGGGGCUCCGGAAUUGGCGUCAUUGUCCGAAUCUCAGACGGUCGCUCGAGAACAUCUGAUCAGUUCCAUUCGACGGGCCGGAUUGGGGAGCCUUUUGGACUCCAGUAACGAGGUUUCUUCCGAUCAGGACAAUAAACGUGCCGGUUCGCGAUGGACCAGGCUCACCAGUCUGAAGCAAGGCGCAAAACCAGCUCAACGAAGUGCUACGAGUAAACGUAUCCCCACUAAAGGUCGUCCUCGGCGACCAACCAAAACCAUGAAAUAG
Molecule: messenger RNA, 1230 nt
Organism: Echinostoma caproni
Lineage: Eukaryota; Metazoa; Platyhelminthes; Trematoda; Plagiorchiida; Echinostomatidae
Source: the annotation of a GenBank genome assembly